AUGAUAAUUUUAAUUACAAAUAAGGUACGCAAUAUAUUUAAUUAAAGGAAUUUAUGAAUAAUCAACAAUAAUUACCAAAAACUCUUUAAGAAUUAGAUAUUGAUACUAAAGAAUUGAGUAAAAGAAUUAAAGCUUUAUAAAAUUGGAAAGCUGUCCUUUCUAUAUUUUAAUCAGAGAUAUUUACACCAGAGAUAUUAAUACAUUAUUUUAUGGCUACUUUCAAUGAAGCAGGACCUCAUUAAUAUUUAACAAAUAGAUUGUAUCAUAUGCCUAAAAAAUUCAUUGAAUAUUACAUUCCAUAAUUUGUGUAAAAAGAUAUGUAUAAAUUAGAUAUAUGGUUGUCAAAAAUGGGUCUUAAAGUAUGGAAACAUUUUUAGAAUCUUUAAGUUCCUUAAGCAUUUCAAAUUAUUUUAAGAUACUUUGGUGUUUAAUUGCCUAUUCUUAAGACGAAAAAAAGAAUAGUAAAACAUAUUCUAAAUUGGAAGCCUUUUAAAGAGUAAAUUUGUAUUCAAUUCUUUAAGCGAUUGGAAAAACAGAUGAUAAAUGGUGCUCUAACUGUCAAUAAUGAGUAAAUUGAAUAAAAUAAAGAUAAUUAAUUGUUUUAGGAGAGUAUAUUGUUUUUAUUAAUUUUAGAAUUAAUGAAACAAUGCAUUGAAAAAGAAUUUAGAUCUUAUUACAUGAUAUUUCAUGAUAGAUUUAUCAUUCAAAUGAUUUAAUUAUCCUUGAUUCUAAAAUCAAUUGAAACUUAAAACAGAAAAAAUUUUCUGCUUAGUUAAAUUUAAAAGGGUAAUAGUGCAAUAAAUAGAAUGAUAAAGAUGAAUAAAGAAUUAGCUUAUUAUAGAGGUAUAAUUAUACCAUUUGAAAGAGAUCAUGAAAUGACUGAGGCAUCUAAUUUAGUAUUUUUUACAUUUAAAAUUAAAAGAUGGUACAUAUCUGUGAAGAAGGAGCAGCUUGUUUUAAUACAAAAACUAGAGUUCCUUAUAGAAUUGUAAUAGAAACCAUAAGUAUUAAUGAAUAACAAGAAAAGAUUGAUUCAAUCAUUUUAAGUGAAAAUGAUAUUUUGAAUGAUACUGAGGAUUUUAUAUAAAUGGAUGUACCUAACAAUUUAGAAGAAAAAAUGAAAUAACUAACACAUGAAAAAUAGUAGGAUAUUGCUUUUAAUUAAUUAAUAAAAUAUGAUAGUUAGAGUUCUAGCUUUAAAGAUUUUGAUGAUUUAAACAAUUAAAUUCUAAGUUUAAAUCUUACUAAAAGAAGGAGUAGUUCUUGGUCAGAUACUGAAAAUUCAUAAAUAUCUGAAGAACGUUAAGAAAUAAUAAGUCCUUAAAAAAGUAAAGAUUUAGAAGACGGAUUAUCUUAAGUAAGUUCUGAUUAAUAAUUGCCCACAUUAAGUGUUAGUGUGAUAGAAUAAGAUUUAUAAAUUUCUGAUUUACUAUAAUCACCAAAAUAAUAGACUUAAUCAGUAAGUUAUAUUCAGAAUAAAACAAAUUCUAAGUUGAAUCCAUGGGGAGAAGACUGGUAAGAUAAAUUUUAAAGAAUAAAAUAAUAAUCAAUAUUUAAGAAUUUUGAUUCAUUAAGGAUUAGAGUUAUAAUGGUUAAGGGAGGUGAUGAUUUAAGACAGGAAUUAUUGAUUAUGCAGGUUAUUUAAAAAAUGAAUGAAAUAUUUAGAUCUGCUCAAUUGAAUCUAUAUUUAAAACCUUAUGAAAUAAUUGUUGUGUCUGAAAACUCUGGAAUUUUAGGUAAAUAGUAUUGAUUUAUUUGAUAGAAUUUGUUUAGAAUACAAUAUCAAUGGAUGGACUAAAGAAAUAUUUGGUUAAAUAAAAAUUAACUAUGCUUUAAUUUUAUAAAUAAUAUUUUGAUUCUGAAUUUUAUUAAGCUUAAAAGAAUUUUGUAGAAAGUUUAGCAGGAUAUUCUUUACUUUGUUAUAUUUUAUAAAUUAAGGAUAGACAUAACGGAAAUAUUUUAGUAGAUAAUUAAGGACAUAUAAUUCAUAUUGAUUUUGGAUUUGCACUUUCAAUUUCACCUGGAAAUGCUGGAUUUGAAAGUGCACCAUUUAAAAUGACAAAAGAUUAUUUAGAAAUUAUGGAUAAUAAAAAUUCAAGCAUGUUUGAAUAUUUUAGAAGAUUAAUGUUUAGUGGAUUUAUGGAAAUUAGAAAAUAUUGCGCAUCAAUAUUUUAAAUUAUUGAAAUUAUGAUGGAAAAGAGUAAUUUUAAUUGUUUUCGAUUUUUUGAAUUUACAGAAUUUAAAUCACGUUUUUUGUUGAAUAAAACAGAGUUAGAAGUAUAUAACAAUUAAAUAAAUUUACUAGUGUCGAUAAAAAAUUGACAAAUUGAUUUAAAUGAGCAUUGAAGAUUCUCAUACUAAACUUUAUGAUUAAUUCCAAUAUCUAACUAAUGGGAUAUAUCAUUGA
Messenger RNA from Paramecium sonneborni, 2407 nucleotides. Lineage: Eukaryota; Ciliophora; Oligohymenophorea; Peniculida; Parameciidae. The record is from the annotation of a GenBank genome assembly.